Fusarium verticillioides 7600 is the source of this 2987-nucleotide messenger RNA. RefSeq lists its product as hypothetical. NCBI's taxonomy places the organism in Eukaryota, Fungi, Ascomycota, Sordariomycetes, Hypocreales, Nectriaceae. The record is from RefSeq and is a predicted model, not a curated record. The transcript is spliced from 3 exons. Gene Ontology annotation, biological process: regulation of transcription by RNA polymerase II. Gene Ontology annotation, molecular function: RNA polymerase II cis-regulatory region sequence-specific DNA binding; DNA-binding transcription factor activity, RNA polymerase II-specific. Bases 392 to 2614 code for a protein of 740 amino acids.
CACCAUUAAACAAACAGUCGUCAUAUUUGCUUGUUUCAAUUCAAGUAGAUGAGACAACCCCACUGGUUCACGCCGCACCUCUGCAUCGACCGCACGGACUGAGGAGGAUGAGGCUCUUUUGGGACUGAUCUCAUGAACCCUGCCAGCGGAUCUACCGUCUAUUUCCAUUUGUCUUGUACCCAGUCAACACUAGCUAUUCUAUGUGUCAAGACCAAUAGCCAGUCACUAUCCCCAAUUUGCACAUCAUGAACUUUGACUCUCUCGCUUCAAAUGGGCCAAUCCUGACUCAUCAAUCAAGACUGAAAUGUGGAUCCGCCCUUUCUGGACAUGUCCGAGACUUCGCCGUAAACUCAUCGUAACCCCAUGACCUCCAAAUUCCAUCACCACCAACAUGGCAGACCCAACAAGUGAUUUGUUCAUCGACUUUGGAGACUUUCAAAAUGCCGCUGAGCCUGAAACCAUCUCCCCUGGCAUUCUGCAGACGUCAACAGCUCCCCCAAAAAUCGGUAAUCGCUUUUCAUCCGAGUCUGUCAAGAUCCUGAGGAAUUGGUUCGCCGCGCAUGAAAGGCAUCCGUAUCCUACCAUCCAAGAUGUCCAGGAUCUUCAAGAGCAGACGAGUCUGAAUAGACAGCAGGUCACGAAUUGGUUUGCGAAUGCGAGGAGGAGAGCAAAGGUUCAUUCCUCGCGGCCGACAUCGCCCAUGUUUCGGAAUGAUGAUUCGGGGAACUCUUCGGGGCAUCACACGCCGAUUGAUACGCCGCGACGACGGGCUACUCCUGCGCCGUUUGAGCAUAUGAAUCCGCUGCAGCGAUGGGCGAAUUCACCGCCGGAGCAUGAGGCUGCGACCGUUGAUGAUAUUUCACGAGCUGUUGCUGCUUUCUCAACGCGACAGGGAAGAUCACGAAGUCAUGGGUCGUCAAUCAGCAGUAGAGGGACGUCAGUGUCGAGCCACGACUCUGGGUCGUACAGUUCUGCUCAUUCGAAACAAUCAUCGACGUCAUUUGACAUUUUCAAACGGCACAGUCGGAGAAGACGAACAAAGAUGAGAAAAGAAGUCAGAACCAAUCUCCUACAGGCGCAGAAUACAUAUCAGUGCACUUUCUGUACGGAAACGUUCAAGACGAAAUACGAUUGGCAGCGUCAUGAAAAGUCUCUUCAUUUAUCGCUUGAGAAUUGGGUUUGUUCACCAAAUGGACCUACGGCAAUACAUCCAGAAGAGGGGCUUCUUUGUGUCUUUUGUGGCGUCAAGAACCCCGACAAGACGCAUCUCGAUGGACAUAAUCAGAGUGCAUGCAUCGAGCGACCGAUUGAAGAACGAACAUAUCAUCGAAAGGACCAUUUACAGCAGCAUUUGCGACUCGUUCACAUGACCAAGUUUCUCAAAUGGCCGAUGGAUGAUUGGAAAGUCAUGACGCAAGAGGUUAAAUCGAGAUGUGGAUUCUGCGGCAUCAAUCUCACGACUUGGGCUAGUAGGGUUGAUCAUUUGGCGGACCAUUUCAAAGCUGGGAGUACCAUGGAGCAUUGGAAGGGUGAUUGGGGGUUUGAGGGAAAGGUUAUUGAGAGGAUUGAUAACGCCAUGCCUCCUUAUCUCAUUCACUACGAACGCAACUCUCCUCUUCCAUUCGCAGCUACAAGAGGUCCAGCAGAUACACCAACAAGUGCAUACGAACUCAUCAAGCUCGAACUAGAGUACUACAUGCGGAAUCGCCACCAAUUUAUAAUGCCACCAGAUCCCGAGCUUCACUUCGAAGCAUGUUCCGUGAUCCUCGGCGCGGAAAUAUCCUCCCCUAACCAAGCGUCGCUAUCCCCAUCAUGGCUAUGGGACUUGUUCAUGUCAGCUACCGAUAUCGCCAACCAAGCUAAACUUCGACCGACGAAGCAGUUAGCUGAGGGCCGGUUGAGUCAGUUAAAGAUCAAUGGAAAGGGAAAUAUAUUUGAGAAUUGUGAGCUAGAGGCAGCGCUGCAGCAGUACAUGACAGCUCAUACAUCCAUGGGCCAUUUCCCAACGGAUUCGGAACUGCAACAGGAGGCGUGCAAUGCCUUGAAUCGGACAGAGACAGCUUCGUCGCAUCCAUCGAGAAGGUUUUUGGACUUUUUAAUGCGGCUUGUUUGGAGUUCGACGGUCUGGCUGGAGCCGUUUCGACAAAGGGCUGAGACUCUUGUGGCGUUGGCGAAUGAGUCUGUUAAUGAUUCUUACUUUCUAUGGGGUCAGACCGAUACAGCUGUGCCGCUGGAUGCAUCGAUGGAGCUGGAUAUGUUGCAGCCUUGGGUUGAGAAUCGAUCUCUGUCUCCUGAAGGAGUACCGGAAAUACCAGCGAUUUCCAUGCACAGCACGCCAGAGUCGAGGACAUUGAUUCGAGAUAAAGUACGAACACAAACGCCAUUCUUUAUCAAUGAUAACAACAGCUAUCGGCGAUUAAAACGAGAACUAUCCCGAUUCGUCAUGACGACAAUGUCUCCCAACAAUCCCAACCGCCAUAUUCCCAGCGAUGACGAACUCAAGUAUCAAGCACGGUGGAUAUUAUACGAUGACGACGAUCCUUGGAACCAAACCCCGGUUGACAACGCAGAGUGGCUACAAGAGUUUAAACGAGACGUUGGACUUCCUACUUAGAUACAGGACAAGCACCCAUAUCUCGAGCAACAGGCUCGCUCUCAAUAGAAAUGUCAAAGUCGAAAAUGUCCAUGGGUAUGCCGAGGGUUGUACACGCGUUGGGAAUGUCGACUAUUCCUGCGAUGGCGCCACGGAUGGGUGCGCAGGAGAGUAAGAGGUAGAUUUGUUCUCCCGAGUAGCCUGCAUUGUCAGUAUGGUUUUACUUGCAACGAAAGUGACUUACCGAAUUGUUUGAGGUAUUCGAUUGCCCGGAGACAUGAUUGUCUGUAGGCUAUGGUUGCAUCCAUGAAAUGCUGCUUUCCAUUCUCGUCAACGGAGAAGCCUUCAAAGAUGAGGUAGCGUGAGGGGCUAAAGGUAGGGCCCAUGUCGCCUG